GUCCCUGUCCCUCCUCCUCCCCCUCCGCCGCCGCCGCCGCGGCGACCUGAGGCCCCCGCGGCUCGCCGUUCCUCGGGAGCCCGGCGCUCCGGCGACUCAAGUUCGAAGCCAGGGCGCCGAGCUCCGGCGCCAAUGGCAGGGGGCAGGUGCGCGCGAUGGCUUCCUUGGGAGGCUUGCUCGGCGGGAUUUUCAAAGGCGGCGACACCGGCGAGUCCACCCGGCAGCAGUACGCGGGGACCGUGAGCGUGAUCAACGGGCUCGAGGCGGAGAUUUCGGCGCUGUCGGACUCGGAGUUGAGAGACAGGACUUCGGUUCUGAAACAGCGGGCUCAGCGAGGCGAAUCUCUGAUUCUCUUUUUACCUGAAGCAUUUGCUGUUGUCAGAGAGGCCUCGAAAAGAGUCCUAGGACUUCGUCCCUUUGAUGUUCAACUAAUAGGUGGCAUGGUUCUUCAUAGGGCGAGAUAGCUGAAAUGAGAACUGGAGAAGGCAAGACACUUGUAGCAAUAUUGCCAGCUUAUCUGAACGCUCUUAGUGGAAAAGGAGUCCAUGUUGUCACGGUGAAUGAUUAUU
This is a messenger RNA of Eucalyptus grandis, 569 nucleotides long. RefSeq names its product protein translocase subunit SECA1, chloroplastic-like. Gene Ontology annotation, biological process: protein import; protein targeting. The record is from RefSeq and is a predicted model, not a curated record. The transcript is spliced from 3 exons. Gene Ontology annotation, molecular function: ATP binding; ABC-type protein transporter activity. Lineage: Eukaryota; Viridiplantae; Streptophyta; Magnoliopsida; Myrtales; Myrtaceae. Bases 156 to 464 code for a protein of 102 amino acids. Gene Ontology annotation, cellular component: membrane.